This is a messenger RNA of Eleginops maclovinus (Patagonian blennie), 5727 nucleotides long. It is a transcript of the gene rab11fip3, whose product is annotated as RAB11 family interacting protein 3 (class II). Gene Ontology annotation, molecular function: calcium ion binding. Gene Ontology annotation, cellular component: recycling endosome membrane; cleavage furrow; endocytic vesicle. The transcript is spliced from 14 exons. The record is from RefSeq and is a predicted model, not a curated record. Gene Ontology annotation, biological process: endocytic recycling; regulation of cytokinesis. NCBI's taxonomy places the organism in Eukaryota, Metazoa, Chordata, Actinopteri, Perciformes, Eleginopidae. The coding region runs from base 220 to 2385 and encodes 721 amino acids.
AGGUGCGCCAUUAGAUUUAUCAACAGAGGAGUCGGAAGUGGAACAUGCAGGAGCUACCGUAAAUAGAAAUGUGACUUUAGACCAAGGUGAGAAUGACUCAUUUGCUCCGGGUCUGUCGGCUGAACCUUCAUCACUGACGUGCCUGCGGCUGAAGAUGCCUUCAUCCGGGGAGAAUCCACCAGUGAGAGUUGCCAAGAGGAAAAUGAAUCUAAGGAUUUAAUGGAUGACAAUAUUUGUUCUGAGGCCAAAAAUCAGGGGAACGAGGCGAUGGCUUUGGAUCUGUGCUUGACUGCUGAGGAGGUCCACGACGAGGACAUUUGGGACUUGAAACCUCAGGAGGAUGUACAAAUUGGAAGUGUUUCCGAUACAACAACUAAAGAGAAAGAAGAGGAGAAGUUUACAGACACUAACCAGCUUGAAGGAUCGGAUUGUCACGACGUGGCUUCUUUUGAUUUUUCAGUUCAGGACUUACACAACUCUUCUCCUGAGGACGGAUGGACUAGUGAGCAAACUGUGGAGACAUUAUCUCUCCCUAAAAUGGUGGGAGGUGACUCACUGCCGAUUGUGUCAGCUGUGAGUACGAGGGAGGAAGAUGUCUCUCCACUCAAAGCUGUGUUCGAUGCUUUAGACCAAGAUGGAGAUGGAUUUGUUCGUAUUGAGGAGUUUAUGGAGUUUGCUGCCGCCUAUGGGGCCGAUCAGGUAAAGGAUCUGACCAAGUUUCUGGAUCCCAGUGGUCUCGGGGUGAUCAGCUUUGAAGACUUCCACCGUGGAAUCACUGCGAUCAGCAAUGGAGGUCCGGAGCCUCAGCUCUACGGUGUGAACUACAGUCCGGGCGAUGGAGCUGUGGGCUGUCAGGAGGAGUACGACGAGCAAAAUGAGGUGACGGACAGCGCGUACCUGGGCUCCGAGAGCACUUACAGCGAGUGUGAGACCUUCACCGAUGAGGACACGGGGGCCCUGGUGCCCCCCGAGAUGCACGAGGAAGUGGAGACGGACAGCGGCAUCGAGGCCACGCUGCACGACCCGGAAGACAGCGGAAAUAGGUUUUCCCUGAACUCGGAGCUGCACAGCCACUCGCUGGUGUCGGUCAUCGGGGGAGAGGAGGAGCACUUCGAGGACUUUGGGGAAAGUAACACCUCGGAGUUACUGGAGAGCAGCGUGGAGGCGAGGGAGGGGGAGGAAGUCUCCCCUCUCGUGAAGACACCCGAGCAAAACAAUGGCUCCUCACUGCUCUCUCCCAGCGCACCCGCUCCCUUACCUGACUGCUUUCAGAGCUUCCUCAGGGAGGAGGCGCUGGACUUUUUCUGUAGCCAGUGUCACAAACAAAUAAGCCGUCUGGAGGACCUCUCCACUCGCCUCAAUUUCCUAGAGAUGACUAGCGCUGGCAAGAGGCUGUCCAGCAAGAAAGUAGCAAGACAUCUUCUCCAAAACAGCUCGAUGACUCUGGACACCGUGAGCGACCUGACGCGGGACAUCCUGGAGCUGGCGGAUAACGACAUCACAGACAAGGUGUUGCUCCUGGAGCGUCGAGUGGCGGAGCUGGAAAAGGAGUCGGAGGCUUCGGGGGAGCAGCACACACGGCUGCGACAGGAGAACCUCCACCUGGUGCACCGGGCCAACGCUUUGGAGGAGCAGCUGAAGGAGCAGGAGGUGUACGCAGACGAGCAGGUACAGCAGGAGACCCGGCGUCACAAGGAGGCGAUCAUCAAGCUUGAGAGGGAAAGAGGACUGGAGCUGGAGAACCUGCAGGCCAGGCUGCAGCAGCUGGACGAGGAGAACAGCGAGCUGAGGUCGUGUGUUCCUUGCCUCCGAGCGAACAUCGAGAGACUAGAAGAGGAGAAGAGGAAGCUGCAGGAUGAGUCAGAGGCUCUGUCCGACCGGCUGCAGGAGGAGACGGAGUCCCGGAGGAAGAUGGCUGACAAGCUGAGCCACGAGCGCCACCAGAGCCAGAAGGAGAAGGAGAACACGCAGGAGCUGAUUGAAGACUUGCGUAAGCAGCUGGAGCAUCUACAGCUCUACAAACUGGAGGCCGAAGCAAAGAGGGGAUACACCCCUGGCGCCGGGCUGCAGGAGUAUCAGACCCGCACCCGCGAGGCCGAGCUGGAGCAGGAGAUCAAACGACUCAAACAGGACAACCGCAGCCUGAAGGAGCAGAACGACGAGCUAAACGGACAGAUCAUCAACCUCAGCAUCCAGGGGGCCAAGAACCUGAUGUCGGCGUCCUUCUCCGACUCCCUGGCAGCUGAGAUCAACAACGUGUCCCGUGUAGAGUUGAUGGAGGCGGUCCACAAACAGGAAGAUAUCAACUACAGGCUCCAGGACUACAUCGACAAAAUCAUCGUGGCCAUCAUGGAGUGCAACCCCUCCAUCCUCGAGGUCAAAUAGACUCAGCCAGACGCACAGAGACUCCUCAGGCUGUCAAAAAUAACCGGAGACUUAAAGAAAACUACCAAGAGAGGAUGUAAAAAAUAUCGUUCUGGUAGAAAAACAAUGACGCACUCAACUCACUCCCCCCCCCCCCCCCCCCCCCCCCCCCCCCACCUCACCACCCUUAAAGAGAAGGAUCUAAGAUUUCUAAGAAGUCUGUCGGUGAAAAUCAAGCAGUUUUCAGUUCCAUAUCCCUUAAGUCUGUGCUUAUUUGUGAGUGUGUGAGUGUGUGUGUGUGUGUGUGUGUGUGUUAGCCCCUCCUGAAUACACUUGGGUUCUGGUGACCUCCAUGUAUUUGGCAAGAGGGACCCGAGUCUUUCUGUUCAAAAGUAGAGAAGCUUCCCCAAAUUCAACAAAGUGUCAAUGUUUGAUUUGAGCUAAAACAAAAAUCAGACAAAUCCACAGUACCCAAGGGCCUUAAACGAGAGGUGAUCCGAGUGUUCAUCAUCACAUGCCUCAGUUCAGUCAGUGAAGUGUUUGCUGAGAUGGUUGUAGUUCUUCGAUCUCCUGAACCGAGCUGAAGUGUGUUUUGUUCACGAGAGAGAAAGCCUAUGAAGCUGGGCGCGGAGAUCGGAGCAGCAGUUCCUCUUUUGAUUUGUCUUUGCUAAGCUUGCGGUGCUCCCUUAACUCUGUCCUCUAACUGUCCUUUCCAUUGGACCCAAGUGAGGGACGUUUCUAGGCCUCGAGGAUUAGAAAUGCCCUGAGGGUUCUUUGUGUGUGUGUGUGUGUGUGUGUGUGUGUGCGUGUGUGUGUGUGCGUGUGUGAGGUGUUUGACUAUUUUUUGCGCAGUGUUACUUAAAGGUUUUGAAAAAGCUAAGGGACACUACAUGAAGGAACUGGGUUGUUUUUAUAAUUUGCUUCAUUUUGUUGUUUUACGAUGAAACAGGGUCCCGGAGCUCAGGUGGGCUGGAAACAUGAGAAAACAAAAACUACAUUUCCCAUCACUCCCUCUGGCACACAUAUUCAAUAACUCACUAAGUGAAUGGGUACUGUAACUGACAAAUAUAACCUGCUAAUACUGACACACGUAAACACUUGAACGACGCAUGAAGGGAAACUGACGAGUGAUUGUGGGACUUGUAGUUCUUGGUUUGUUUGUUUUUAGUACAGCCCACCUGACCCCAGUGUGCUCUUGCUGAGUGAAAGUAAUGGGGAGCAAGUUAAUCCAGGUAACCAACCUUAAUCUUUUGCUGCACAAGCGAUUAAAUGUCAGUAAAAAAAAAGAAGUUGUAGAAGACUGAAAAAUUCUGACAUUCGACAAGUUGUGUGUGAAUAAUCAAAGGGUUGUACUUUGCACUAAGUUUUGUUUUGAUUUCAUUAUUGUUUUGUUGAUGUCUAUCAAAAAGAAAUGUCUAUUGUGAAGGGAUCAAGACUGUAUGAUAGUGAAACCCAUGUCAUAUCAAAUCCAUUCAAGAAUACUAUUUCGCAGCCAUGUGUUAAAAGGUUUCAUUCCAGUUACAUAUUUUACUUUUUUCAGCCGUCAACAGUUCAGAGGAGCUUUGUUUUCUGCUGUUUUUUUGGUCAGUUAUAUCGGUAUUCAGACCUGGAGAGACACGGGAGACUUUGGUAGCAAUAACGCUUGGCAAGAAGUGGACUUUGGUGGAGGGCAGGUGGAACAAACAUGCUCUGCCGGAGCGACAUCUGCCUUUUCAAAUACGGACGGAUUGAUUCUGGACUGAUGCCGUGCUUAUCGGUACUACGCAGCCAUUGAUUAUUGGACAGACAUCUUGAAGGAUUUCUGGUUAAAAGGAAGCCGGGUGAUGUUUUGUGUCCAAACGGCAUGGCAUUCUUCACCGAUAUGCUAAGAAGAAGUGUAACUAUUUUCUCACCGCUCACCGCUGUACUUCACCUGCCCCUCCAUGGAAAAAUGGCCUUGGAUGUAAAUGACUUGUACAUGUAAAGUUUUCUACACUCAUUCUAGAUUCUAGGUAUUUUUAUAGUGGGAAGAAAAGAACAUUUCUUCGUCUUCUUGUCUUAUGCUGAGAGACAGCUGCCUGUAUUCUUCUCUAGCAUGUAGCGUGUACAGUAUCUCUUUUUUUUUUUCCCUUCUCGUUUUGAAAUCACAUGCAGAUAUUUAUUCAUCAUUCGACACCAACUCGCACUCUGUGAUCUGUUCCGCUGAAUAUAUAUCUUUGUACAACUUUUUUUCUUUGAACUCACAAGGGGAGAGAUGUGGUUCAUGGUGAAUGAAUCUGUGGGAGAAAUUUACUGGAUUUAGAGAAAGCGUUCGUGUGCUAAAAGCGCAGAGUGGUCGAGGUCGCGGCGCUCUUCCAUAACGCGGACGUUGCCGCGAUCUCCUCAGGGUUGUGAUCUCAGACGUCUGCAGUUUCUACUGUUGUCUUCCCGGAUGGAGUCAGGUCCUGCAUGGAAACACAGAUUUGUAUUAUCUAUCUCUGAAUCAGACCCUUUGUUUUUAAAGUGUGAGGCCUAAAGCUUCACAGUGAGACCGGAUUUGCCCCAACAGAUUGAAUUCAAACUCAGUAUUUAUGGUAAUUAUUCCUUCUUUGGGAAGACAUUUCGCAGCAGGUGAUGCUUCACUAAUUUCUCUCCCUGCUUCUUAUUUUAGUGUCUGACAGAUAGUUUGAGGCAACAGAAUAAGUAAACACAGAGCUGACAAAACAUUCCCUUUGAGCAGAGCUGAAGGUGACUGCACUUUAACCACCAAAUUUUCUCCGAAUGACCAAAGACAGGUUCAACGUUAACUUGAUUAUUUUAUCCAUCGGGGUCCGUGAUCUUUCGGUAACUGUUCUAAUAAAGUAACACACUCUGAAAAGAAAGAAAAACUGGCCUUCUAGUCUAAACACUGUGCCUCUGUGUCUCAAACUCUGCCUCUAAACUAACCUGACAAUGAGCCCUGGGGAAAGCACUGACCAUGUGACUCUCAGUCUGUUAAAUUAUGAUGAAAACCUAAACUGUAAAUAUGAAUCGUCAUUUUUUUUGGUGAACUUUUUCUCUCUAUCUCUCUCACGCUCACUUCCAGUGUCCAAAGAAAGUCUGCUCAAGGCACAAACAUCACUACUGGAGUAGUGCAUGGCUUGCCAUUAUGCGACAUGGGAAGAUUCAAAAGAGAAUAUUGUAGAAAAGAGAAAUUGUAAAAGUUAAAUUUAUUCCUAUUUUCAAAGAUAAAUGUAUAAAUUAUAACAGUAUUGGUUACAGCUGUAUAUUAUUUUCGAAUAUCCCCAAAUGAUCUAAUCCUAAUUGUUACUGGGGAAGUAUAAUUUCAGUCAUUGUAAAAAAGAGAACAAUUUAAAGGUAAGCAGUGAAAGUAAGAUUAGAAAAAUAAAUGGAAUAAAAAUGAAA